GUGAAGGUUGUGGAUGAACGGAGGUAUCGGAAAGUGUUUGAAGAUAUUGUACGCAUUAUGGACAGGAUGGAAAAUGACUUCCUUCCUUCCUUAGAACUCAGCAGGAGGGAGUUUGUGUUUGAGAAUGUGAAGUUUCGGCAACUACAAAAGGAGAAGUUCCAGAUCAGCAACAAUGGACAGGUUCCCUGCCAUUUUUCUUUCAUCCCUAAACUUAAUGACAGCCAGUACUGCAAGCCAUGGCUUCGGGCUGAACCUUUUGAGGGCUACUUGGAGCCAAAUGAGACAGUGGACAUUUCCCUUGAUGUGUAUGUCAGCAAAGACUCUGUGACCAUCCUGAAUUCAGGGGAAGAUAAGAUUGAAGAUAUUCUAGUCCUUCACCUGGAUCGAGGCAAAGAUUACUUCUUGACCAUUAGUGGAAAUUACCUCCCAAGUUGUUUUGGUACAUCCUUAGAGGCUUUGUGCCGAAUGAAAAGACCAAUCAGAGAAGUUCCUGUCACCAAACUCAUAGACUUGGAAGAAGACAGCUUCCUAGAAAAGGAGAAAUCCCUUCUGCAGAUGGUUCCCUUGGAUGAAGGUGCCAGUGAGAGACCCCUUCAGGUCCCCAAGGAGAUCUGGCUUCUGGUAGAUCACUUAUUCAAGUACGCCUGUCACCAGGAGGACCUGUUCCAAACCCCUGGAAUGCAGGAGGAGUUACAGCAGAUCAUUGAUUGUCUGGAUACUAGCAUUCCUGAGACAAUCCCUGGCAGUAAUCACUCUGUGGCUGAAGCACUGCUCAUUUUCCUGGAAGCCCUGCCAGAGCCCGUCAUCUGUUAUGAGCUGUAUCAGCGAUGCCUUGACUCUGCUCAGGAUCCCCAGAACUGCCGACAGGUGAUUUCCCAGCUUCCAAGAUGCCAUAGAAAUGUUUUCCAUUACUUGAUGGCAUUCCUUCGAGAACUCUUAAAAUUCUCUAAAUACAACAAUGUCAGCGAAAACAUGAUUGCCACUCUUUUCACUAGUCUUCUCCUAAGGCCUCCACCCAACCUUAUGGCAAGACAGACUCCAAGUGACCGUCAGCGUGCUAUCCAGUUCCUUCUGGGGUUUCUUGAGAGCGAUGAAGACUAAUGAGCCUUUUCUUCUUACUACUCUCUGAGAUUCUAGAGGUGGAAGAUCUUGGGCACCAAGUAUUUCAGAAUGAUUUGAAAAGUCAUGCCACAGGAAGGGUCUGUUGCAGAAUUUUGAGGCUGUUGGCAUGAAAAGGUUGUUUCUAGUGCAAGAGGAAGAGAGUUUCCUAAUCCCUCCCUUACCAUAUCCUACACAGCAAAAUACUUUUAGACUUAUAUUGCCAAGCCAAAGGUACCAUAUUUUGGUGUUUUUGUGUUCUCUCUUUAUGAGGCAAAGAGAUCUGUAUUUACACUCCUUUACCUGGGGAUGUGUUCGUUGCCCUCCUGCCCAGCUAUCAUGAUUGUCCUUAGCACCCUAGGCCUAGAUUCUGAGAUGUUCCUGUUCUAGGUCUACAAGCACUACGUGCUCUAGCUCCGACUUGUCUGUAGUCCUUUGUCUAAAGCACUUUUGCCUGACCCCCUCCCAUAUCACCCUUUUGCACUCCACUCCAUUAGUUCUAUUACGUCGAAGGAAGUCUGAGUGAAGCUAGCGACUCCUCGGAUGUCCCCAGCAGUGAGUUAACCAUGUACAUGUGGUUGUGACAUGCAUUUGUGCAUUUCUACUACGGUGGCAUCUGUAUGUCUGUAACAUUGGCCUUUUCCUGGAUCUGCACUGGGUGGAACCAUAUUCUCUUGUCUCAGACCACAUUUACUAGCAGAACUUUAGGCUAGAGAUGACAUCCCAUUGAUGUGAGAGAAUCACCAUCAGAGUGGAAGCACUUUGAGCAUUUCAGAAGUGAGAAUAUUCAUGUUUGACAGUUCCUGCUUUCUACCAUCCCUUUCUGUUCUUAAUCAAAUUUUACAUGAGAAUUAAUCCUGGUUGUCUGGGGGACCCAUUCCCCACUUAGAAAUCCACCUCCAGAGCAAUGCUUGCAUUGCAGUCAAAAAGGCAGGCUGGACCUCAAGUGGGCCUCUCUGGUGGUACUGCUCCUCCCCCCAGCAGGGUAUUAUGGAUAACCCUUGGAACCCCCUCUCUGGUCUCCUGAAAUACCGGGGGGCAGAUGUUGCCCCCUCCCUCAUCAGGCUGGCUCUGGGCUUUACGACCAGCUCCCCAUGGCUCCUAGUCACCUUAUCGAGUGUUACGGAAAAGAGACUAUGCAGUGGGCCCAACGAAGCCCCUUUCUCUCCCACCCAAGACAACCCUCUGAGCUUUUCAUUUACUCAAGCUCUGUGGGGCAGCAUUCUUUUUUUUUUUUUUUUUAAUUAUUCUGUGUUGGUGGGCAAAUCAGCUACCAGCCACUGACUGCAAAACUGCCUGAUGCAGUUGGCUUCUUCCUGGAUUUCUUUCAUUAAAACCACCCUGAGUCAACUCAUUCUUGACUGUUAACAUUAAAUCCAAGGAGCCUAAUGUACGGACUCUGUGUCUUGUCUUGGGCAUUGACUCCUGACUCUUCUAGCACAUUGAAGGAGAGAGCCAGGGGAAACACCACUGCUGAAUGGUUCCUCAGUUCCCCCCAUCUCUCGUAAGUUGAGUUCUGUGGGGGAAGAAAAGGUAUGUAUCCUGUGAUAUUCUG
This is a messenger RNA of Leptonychotes weddellii (Weddell seal), 2653 nucleotides long. NCBI's taxonomy places the organism in Eukaryota, Metazoa, Chordata, Mammalia, Carnivora, Phocidae. The record is from RefSeq and is a predicted model, not a curated record.